AUGCAUCAAAUGCCAUCUCUGGGCAUUUGUCGUCAUCAUCAUCCAUCUGCUAGAGAGAAGACUCUCCAUCAGCUUGGCUCGUGUGGAAGACACACGUCAACGUCGACGGGCGCGCCGUCCCUCCCGCGCUGCUCCCAGGCCGGGCCCGCCGCGUGCCGCCCCCGGAGGCGCCGCUCCAUCACCUGCGGGCAGCGGCAGCCCCUGCAGAGAGGCGGCACCCCGUCUGAGGCCUGCAGCAGCGGGGCCGCGUGGGCUCCUCGUAAACCCCUAAGUGAACCCGUGGGUCUCCGUGUCUUUGCCCUGUGCCUCUGCCCCCGCCCAAAGAAGCCUCGCUGUUUUUAUGGGGUGAUCUGUCUGCCCGUGGCAGACUGCAGCUGCGGUGUCCCUGAGCGCCGCCCUCCCCACCGGCUCUGGGCCUGCUUUGGACGCGAGGGUAACGCACACAGCAGCGGCUCUUUGCGGUUGAACGGUAUUAAAGGGACUGAUCGAGGUGGAUGCAGUGGUCCCCGUCAGAUGUGUGCCAAAUUGAAAUGCCAGCAGCUGUGUGAGCAGCGGGAUAAUCGUAUCUGCUGCUUCUCUCUUCCAAGUCCUGGCAUUCCCAUUUCAGCAAUGGUGUGUCCAUGCUCAGCUCUGCGGGAGGAAAUCCAUUGACCGAAGCCAUGCUGACGCCUGGGGGAUGCGGUUACAUGUUCAUCAGUCACCUGUCUGACUGUGGACCCACUGGGUAGGGCGCUGGUGACUUAAUGCGUUGUUUUGUUUAUGGGGAUGUGAAAAGACAUAAGAGAACUCUGAUGGUUGAUCAUUUUUGUUGUUUCUUAUUUUUUUUCUUAUUUUUUUUUCUUUUUUCUGUCUGAAUGGAGAAACAGCCAGAACUGUGCAGUGGUGUUCACCUUUAGCUUUCAAAAUAUUUAGAAGAUUCACUUAAUGUCAAAAUAAUCAUUUAAAAAGAGAGCUGGGGGGGAAAAAAAAAAAGAAAUCCAAGAAAGAAAUGACGAAAAGAGGCUUACCCAGAAGCUUGCAAAUCGUCAGCUGGCUGAAUUUAUAUAAACUUUUGGGAAAUAUAGGAAAAUGGGACAAGGCGUCAGAUGGUUGGGUAAGAUUGAUGUAUUUAAUAGUUCAGUUAAUAUGGAUCAACAUCUGCAUUCUGUUACAUCUGCAUAAGCGCCUAACUUCAGUAGAGUUGUGCUGUUGGAACUGAAUUUGGACCAGUGUUUUUAAAUAGGCCCUGGUGCAGAAUCUCUGCCGAGAGCUCAGUGCUGCUGUGCCCGGUGGCGCUGCAGAGAGGGGGUAAUGCAAUCUGUUAGUGUUUCUCCUGUAAUUUUUAAAACAACGUUGAGAAGUAAUAUAUUUUUUUAUAAUAGGGUGCUCCCUGUCUCUUUAAGUAACUGUCAGAUGUAUGAUGUCCUCGUGCCAAAAUGCUACGGUCUGCUCCCUCUGAGCAAUUGUUAAUUAAAUCCAUCCCUUAUUGUAGAGCCUGCCUAGUCUCUUACCCGUUCUGCUUAUCUGUGACACCAGAUGAUGCUCGGUAAUUCAUGGCCAACGUGCUCCCACCUUCAGCAGGGCCUCCUGUGCACUGACCUUAGCCAGCUUCACCUUUUCCUUAUUCCCAAAGAGAAUGCAACCCUGGAGGCAGCAGUUUUUAUCAACUUCUCCUCCUGACCAGAUGAAGGCUCAGUGAUAAAUAAACAUCCUCCCACCCACCACAGCUCCCCAGCCCUCACUG
Molecule: messenger RNA, 1723 nt
Organism: Gallus gallus (chicken)
Lineage: Eukaryota; Metazoa; Chordata; Aves; Galliformes; Phasianidae
Exons: 5
Coding region: 1-651 (216 amino acids)
Source: RefSeq, a predicted model, not a curated record